UCUUGCAGCAAGCCAGACACAAUCCACAGCUGCAGAACAGAAAAGAGAAGCAGGAGAUGGAAGUGAGCUUGGAAGGUGAAAAGGUGAUUUUGGUGCCAUACAUGGAGGCUCACGUCCCAAAGUAUCACCAGUGGAUGCAGGAUCCUGCUCUCCUUCAGGCCACCGGAUCAGAACCCCUUUCCCUAGAAGAGGAGUACCAGAUGCAGCUCUCCUGGAUCCAAGACCCUCUCAAGAAAACUUUCAUUGUUCUGGAUAAGGAACUAGUGCAUGGAGAAUUCGUUCAUGGGGAUCCCCAUGUGGAAGCCAUGGUUGGAGAUGUGAAUAUCUACAUGAAUGACUUGGAUGACUCUAAGUUAGCAGAGGUUGAGAUCAUGAUUGCUGAACCGAAAAGAAUAGCCGCAGUAAGGGCCUCGGGAAGGAAUCUGUUUUGAUGAUGAUGGCCUAUGCAGUUCAAAGCUUGGGGAUCCAUGGCUUUCAUGCUAAGAUUGGAGAAUCAAAUAGAUCAUCCCUUCAUUUGUUCCAAAAAUUGGUACCUCUGUGUGUGUGUGUGCAGAAAAAAUAUAGUUUUCUACUCUCUAUAUUUUUGUGCAAGCCAUUCAUUUGAAGGGACUAAUUUCCAAGCUUUGUGGAGGUUAAGUGCCUUGUAUGCGGCACACAUAAUUGUAAAACCUAGCAUUUUAUCCUUUUUUUAUGCUUGACCAAUGGCAUUUAUGCUUGAUGUAGGGCUUUGAGGAGGCUUCAUAUAGUGAAAUCUUCAAAGAGGUUACAUUGGAGUUACCAGUGACAGAACAAAAGCGUGAGGAGUAUUUGCAUUUGAUUGGUAAUGUGGUCACACAUACACAGCCCUGAAGAACCUGCCUUUUUUCGAAUUAUUUGUCUGAAAAAUUCUAAUUAAAAGAAUAUCCUCCAUUGGAGUUAUACACCUGUUUUGAGAAGAAGAGUGUCGGUUAGAUUCAGACCAUAUAAUGUACUUGUAAUGUUAAAUUAUCAAGUAUGCCAUAAUCACUCUUUGGUGGGAAAGUGGCAUGCAAGUUGGGUGGGGUCUGGGGGGAAGCUUUUUAAGAAGGUUGCUUAUAAGUCAGAUGUGAGGAAUACAUGUGUAACUCAAAACUCGAGAAAAUUAAAGUAGAAGAUUCAUU
This is a messenger RNA of Rubroshorea leprosula, 1139 nucleotides long. NCBI's taxonomy places the organism in Eukaryota, Viridiplantae, Streptophyta, Magnoliopsida, Malvales, Dipterocarpaceae. The record is from the annotation of a GenBank genome assembly.